UUGAUAGGCUGCUUCUAUGUUUGAAAAAAGGGAGGCGUGUAGUCCUAAAAGAAACAAUUAGUCAGCGAUAGGUAUCAGAAAGAGAGGACUUCAGAAUAUUCUCUCUCUCUUUUCUUGUAAGAAGACUUCAUGCCCACCCACCAACCACCCCCUCCAAAAGCACUGCACACAAACAUGGAUCCUGAAACCAUGGUCAUGCCAUUGAUUCUGAUCGUGCUUUUCUUCCCAUUUUGCACUUCCGUUGACACCUUAGCACCAGACCAAUCCAUCAAGGAUGGCCAGUCUUUGAUUUCCAACAAAAAUAAUUUCGCCUUAGGCUUCUUUAGUCCCGGCAAUUCUAGCUACCGGUAUCUUGGUAUUUGGUUUGUCAAAGUGCCAAAUCAAACUAUAGUGUGGGUUGCAAACAGGAAUGAUCCUAUUAUUGAUUCCUCCGGUGUUCUCUCCGUCAACCACUAUGGAAACCUUGUCCUCCAUGACAGUUCUAACCGUCUUCUUUGGUCUACCAAUGUGUCUGUCCAGGGGACAACCUCGUCUGUUGCACAGCUUCAAGAUUCAGGAAAUCUGGUAUUGGUCCAAGGCAAUAACAAAAAGGUUAUAUGGCAAAGCUUUGAUCAUCCUACAGACACACUGCUUCCAGGCAUGAGGCUUGGGUUGAAUCGGAUAACUGGGUUAGACAGGUUCUUGACAUCUUGGAAGUCACAAGAUGACCCCGGAACUGGGGACUACUUCUGUAAGAUAAAUCCUACUGGCUCUCCACAAGUCGUCUUGUAUAAGGGUUCAACUUUAUAUUGGCGGUCAGGUCCAUGGCCGUGGCCCACAUCAUUAUCAUCGAGUUUUAAGUGUUAUUUUGUUAACAACGAAGAUGAGGUAUCUUACGCCUACUUUUUCGAUGACGCCUACAUCAUUUCUAGACUAGUGCUUCACAACUCUGGAUUGGUCCAGCACCUUAUGUGGAAUGACGGUGAUCUUCAAUGGAAGGAAUACUGGUCAGCACCUAAAUACCGGUGUGACAACUAUAGACACUGUGGUGCAUAUGGUAAGUGUGGUCCCGAGUCUGCCAGUUUUAAUAGGUUUGAGUGUACUUGUUUGCCAGGGUUUGAACCCAAGUCUCCGAAGAAUUGGUAUCACAGAGAUGGUUCUGAGGGGUGUGUGAGGAAGCAGUUGGGGUUGUCAAUGUGUGGGAAUGGAGAAGGGUUUGUGAAGGUGGACCUUUUGAGGGGUCCUGAUUCAUAUAAUGCAGUUUGGAUGAACAUGAGUAUGAGUAGCUCAGAGUGCGAGCAGGCAUGCCUGCGAAAUUGCUCUUGCACAGCUUUUGUCAGCAUAAAUAUUGAUGGGAAGGGGACCAGUUGCUUGGCAUGGUAUGGUGAAUUGAUUGACAUUUCAGAGAGUUCAUAUGAAAGGUGGGAUCUAAAUGUACGUGUAGAUGCAACUGAGUUAGCUACUUACACAAGGAAGUCCAAUGGUUUUCUUGGCCACAAGAGGCAGCGGGCAAUUACAAUAAUUUCUCUUAUGGUGACAUUGUUUCUGGUAUGCUUGAUAGGCUAUAUAUGCCUAAUGAAGAAGAGAAAAACAUCCCCCUCCAAAAAAAAAAAGGAUGAGGAAAACAAAAGGACAGUGAAGAGAAAAUUGCACCAUCAGUCAUUAUAUUUUAACGGUACCAUGGGCUAUGUGGAGGGAAAUGAGCUGGAGGAGAAUAGUAGACAUCCAGAUUUAUUCAUCUUUGAUCUAAGCUGCAUGGUUGCUGCCACUGACAAUUUCUCUCCAAUCAACAAACUGGGACAAGGUGGCUUCGGUUCUGUUUUUAAGGGUCAAUUAUCUAAUGGACAACAAGUAGCCGUAAAAAGGCUAUCCAACAGUUCUGGACAAGGAAUAGAGGAAUUCAAAAAUGAAGUUAUGUUAAUUGCAAAACUUCAACAUAGGAAUCUUGUCAAGCUUUUUGGUUGUUGCAUUCAAGGGGAAGAAAAGAUGUUGAUUUAUGAGUACAUGCCCAAUAAAAGCUUAGAUUUCUUCAUUUUUGACCAUACAAGAAGUUCAUUGCUUAAUUGGGGGAAACGCCUUGAAAUCAUUAUUGGGAUCACUCGUGGGAUUUUGUAUCUUCAUCAAGACUCAAGAUUAAGAAUUAUACAUAGAGAUCUUAAAACUAGCAAUGUUCUCCUAGAUGGUGAGAUGAAUCCUAGAAUUUCAGAUUUCGGGAUAGCUCGUAUAUUCAAAGGGGACCAAAUUCAAGACAAGACAACUAGAGUUAUCGGAACAUAUGGUUAUAUGUCACCAGAGUAUGCAAUAUUUGGAAAAUUUUCAACAAAAUCAGAUGUUUUUAGUUUUGGUGUCAUAUUGUUGGAGAUCAUUAGUGGCAAGAAGAAUAACAUUUCUUAUCAAACACACCCUUCCCUAACUUUGAUAGGGCAUGUCUGGGAACUAUGGACAGAAGAUAGAGCCUUGGAUAUAGUUGAUUCAUCGAUUAUUGAGUCAAUUGUUUCUCAUGAAGUCUUGAGAUGCAUUCAAAUUGGGCUCUUAUGUGUGCAAGAAGAUGCAACGGAUCGACCAACAAUGUUGGCAAUUCUUCUCAUGCUAAGUUGUGAAACAACUCUUCCUUCUCCGAAUCAACCUGCUUUUGUUUUCAAAAGACCUACCAAGGAUAUGGGAUCAGUCACAGGAAAGGAGUUUUAUUCUAUAAAUGACGUGACAAUAACUACGUUUGAAGCUCGCUAAAAGGUAAUGAUUGAUGCAUCUAAAUUGCUUCUAUAAGGAUUUAUGGGAACAAUUAACAUUUUACUCUGUUUAUAAAAACAAAUAUAAUUCUUAUUCUUUUUUUUCUUCUUUCUUUCCUUUUGUACCAGGUGAUCUAAAAGUAAAAUGUAAGUGUUAGAGAAUAUAGCCUACUUCAGUGGAUUAUACUUUCCCCUAACAUCUGAAUAUAUAUAUUACUGCAAUGCAAGCCUCAUAUGCUAAUAAGUAAUAAUUGAAACAUAUUAGAGAAUGAUGUAACCUACAGACAAUUUCCUGUGCUCCAGGCAUAAGAACUUUUAGGAAAGCUAAAAGGCAAACAUGCAGUCCGUGGUGGAUAGUACUGUAGGAACAAUGUUCUUUUAAUUUUUCAAGUAAAUAUCCUCGCCAUAAUCAAAUGACAGGACUAUGUUUUCUGUUUAUUUUCACUUAUUAAUAGCUUAUUUAGUCUAAUCACCUGAAACCCUUGGAUAUUUUGAUUUUGUAAUGUAUGUCAAGUCCAGGUUUCAUAGGCCUAAGAUGCAGCUCAAAAGAAGACUGUUGUUUAUGAGUAAUUCGUAAUUUAGACAUCCAUUCAAUCGAUUGAAAGAUGAAUUUUGAGGGAUGUUGAAUUUGAUAGUGGCUCGAUGCAUUGAAAAUUGUGAAACCAAAAUCUAAUAAAAGGCCUAUUAUAGCAUGACUUCAACAAGAGGUUUAGAGAGAGAGAGAAAGCCUAAACUUCAUUUUGAUCAACCUAUGAUUCAAAAGUCUUUAUUCAACAAUGGAGUUGGUAUUUUGGUGAUCAAGAGCUAAAGCCAGAGAGUCUAUUAUCUCAAUACGUUGCAGCAGAGAACAAAUUUUUAUGGUGGUAAGUGGUCCUUGGAGUAGUUUAGAGGGUCUAAUUGUGAUCACAGAUGCAGAUCGUGAGAGAAGGGAGAGAAGGGAUUCAUAGGGAAGAGUCCAAAAGGUCUGAAACUGGGGUGGGGUCAUGAGAAAUGAGAGAGAAGGAAUUCAUAAAUUGGUUUUGAUGUGGCUUGUUUGUUUGUAUUAAUUUAGUUCAAACCCAAAAAUAAAUUGUAUUAUUCUAGCACAAAAACUAUCAAAGAAAACGAAGAGAUAAACACAGAAUCAUGGGUUUGUACAAUGCCCUUAAGUGUUUGACAAUGUCUUUUUAAUGGCUUAAUGCACGUACUCUUCAAAGGCGAUGUCUAAUUUUAGCUAAGUAUAAUGCCUCUCACACUUGGCCAAACAGAAUUUUUAAUUUUACCAAAUUAUUUAUUGAUUCACAAAAUUGGAUUCCCAUAGUAUAAUAUGAAGGAUUUUAGUGUCCCACUUGAAAGUUCAGUUUUGAUUAUCUGUACAAGCUAUUCAAUAGCUACCUAAUGAUGAAAAUUUGUGAUCUUUGCUGAGAUUUGGUGAUGCAAAGAUUAC
Quercus lobata is the source of this 4134-nucleotide messenger RNA. RefSeq names its product G-type lectin S-receptor-like serine/threonine-protein kinase RKS1. Gene Ontology annotation, biological process: recognition of pollen; protein phosphorylation. The transcript is spliced from 7 exons. The coding region runs from base 130 to 2709 and encodes 859 amino acids. NCBI's taxonomy places the organism in Eukaryota, Viridiplantae, Streptophyta, Magnoliopsida, Fagales, Fagaceae. Gene Ontology annotation, molecular function: protein serine/threonine kinase activity; ATP binding. Gene Ontology annotation, cellular component: plasma membrane. The record is from RefSeq and is a predicted model, not a curated record.